Messenger RNA from Porites evermanni, 2040 nucleotides. NCBI's taxonomy places the organism in Eukaryota, Metazoa, Cnidaria, Anthozoa, Scleractinia, Poritidae. The record is from the annotation of a GenBank genome assembly.
AUGGAGGAUUAUUCCAGUGCAAAGUUAAAAGCCUGUGUUCAAGAUGUAGGUGGAGUGGUAAGUUUGAAUCUAAGUGGAAAAGGACUCUCCAGGGUACCUGAUGCAGUCACUGAACUGACUGAAGUGGAGGAACUUUGGCUGGAUGACAAUAACCUGACUGAAUUACCAACAAGUAUUAACAAGCUGAAGAAUCUUAUCACGCUCCAUUUGAAUGGUAACAAAUUUACAGAACUUCCUUCUGAGAUUGGUGACUUAAAGGAGCUAAGGAGGCUAGAUGUGAGUUAUAACCAGUUGGUUAGUUUACCUCCCAGUGUACAGAAGCUGAACCAGCUUAAGGAGCUGUACUUGUAUGGUAACAAAUUUACAGAACUUCCUUCUGAUAUUGGUGACUUAAAGGAGCUAUUGUCGCUGGAUGUGAGUAACAACCAGUUGAUUAGUUUACCUACCAGUGUACAGAGGCUGCACCAACUUGAGGAGCUGCACUUGUCUGAUAACAAACUUACAGAACUGCCUUCUGAGAUUGGUGACUUAAAGAAGCUGAGGAGGCUGAGUGUGAGUGACAACCAGUUGGUUAGUUUACCUACCAGUAUACAGAAGCUGAACCAGCUUGAGGUGCUGAAGUUGUAUCAUAACAAACUUACAGAACUGCCUUCUGCGAUUGGUGACUUAAAGAAGCUGAGGAGGCUGGAUGUGACUAACAACCAGUUGGUUAGUUUACCUACCAGUAUACAGAAGCUGAACCAGCUUGAGGUGCUGCUGUUGUAUCAUAACAGACUUACAGAACUGCCUUCUGGGAUUUGUGACUUAAAGAAGCUGAAGAGGAUGUUUGUGAUUGACAACCAGUUGGCUAGUUUACCUACCAGUAUUCACAAUCUGAACCAGCUUGAGGAGCUGUACUUGUCUGGUAACAGACUUACAGAACUGCCAUCUGAGAUUGGUGACUUAAAGGAGCUGAGGAAGCUGGAUGUGAGUAAUAACCAGUUGGUUAGUUUACCUACCAGUGUACAGAGGCUGCACCAACUUGAGGAGCUGCACUUGUCUGAUAACAAACUUACAGAACUGCUAUCUGAGAUUGGUGACUUAAAGAAGCUGAGGAGCCUGGAUGUGAAUAACAACCAGUUGGUUAGUUUACCUACCAGUAUACAGACGCUGAACCAGCUUGAGAUGCUGCUGUUGCAUUAUAACAGACUUACAGAACUGCCUUCUGGGAUUUUUGACUUAAAGAAGCUGAACAUCCUGUUUGUGAGCCACAACCAGUUGAUUAGUUUACCUACCAGUAUACAGAAUCUGAACCAGCUUGUGGAUCUGUUCAUGAACGAUAACAAACUUACAGAACUGCCAUCUGAGAUUGGUGACUUAAAGAAGCUGAAGAGGAUGUUUGUGAUUGACAACCAGUUGGCUAGUUUACCUACCAGUAUUCACAAUCUGAACCAGCUUGAGGAGCUGUACUUGUCUGGUAACAGACUUACAGAACUGCCAUCUGAGAUUGGUGACUUAAAGGAGCUGAGGAAGCUGAAUGUGAGUAAUAACCAGUUGGUUAGUUUACCUACCAGUGUACAGAGGCUGCACCAACUUGAGGAGCUGCACUUGUCUGAUAACAAACUUACAGAACUGCAAUCUGAGAUUGGUGACUUAAAGGAGCUGAAGAAGCUGAAUGUGAGUAUCAACCAGUUGGUUAGUUUACCUACCAGUGUACAGAGGCUGCACCACCUUGAGGAUCUGCGCUUGUCUGAUAACAAACUUACAGAACUGCCAUCUGAGAUUGGUGACUUAAAGAAGCUGAAGAAGCUGUAUGUGACUGACAACCAGUUGGUUAGUUUACCUACCAGUAUACAGAAACUGAACCAGCUUGAGGAGCUGUACUUGUCUGGUAACAGACUUACAGAACUGCCUUCUGAGAUUGGUGACUUAAAGGAGCUGAGGAGCCUGGAUGUGAGUGGUAAUCCUUUAUCUAUGGAUGCAAUACAUGUGCUAGAGAUGAAGAAAAAGGGAAGGACCAGUUCGGUUAUUACAGGUGGGUGUGGGGAUAAUUUUCAAUGA